Messenger RNA from Lycium barbarum (goji berry), 1101 nucleotides. RefSeq lists its product as uncharacterized. Bases 1 to 1101 code for a protein of 366 amino acids. The record is from RefSeq and is a predicted model, not a curated record. The transcript has 3 exons. NCBI's taxonomy places the organism in Eukaryota, Viridiplantae, Streptophyta, Magnoliopsida, Solanales, Solanaceae. Gene Ontology annotation, molecular function: nucleic acid binding; RNA-DNA hybrid ribonuclease activity.
AUGAUGUUGGAGGCAAGGGAAAGUAUAGAACAGGAAAUCUGGUGGGAGCCAAAGAUUGGAAGUUCAAACAUUUGGUUUGACAAUUGGACUAAGCUAGGUGCUCUUAAUUAUGUGGUUCCCCAGUCCUGGCAAAUCAAUGAGCAGGUUGAAGAUGUUUCAGAACUUAUGACAGAUGGAAAAUGGAAUAUCAGCAAACUAAUGCAGCUGUUUCCUGAGGAUAUUGUGCAGCAUAUAAUUCAGGAAAUUGACAUUAAGUAUACAUCAAAUGAAUGGGAUAUAACUUGGUGGAUGAUGACAAGCACAAGCAAGUUUACAGUAAGUAGUGCAUGGCAAUUACGGAGACAAAAAGCUAAUGUGAUAGUGCCAUUUCAGAAUAUGUGGAUUAAAGGGGUGCCUUUUAAAAUUUCAUUCUUCAUGUGGAGGUUGUGGAAGUUUAAAGUCCCAAUUGAUGAAGUGGUGGCAAGUAUUGGUAUUCCAUUAGUCUCAAAGUGUUGCUGUUGUCAAAAUGAUCAAAUAGAGACUAUAAAUUAUAUGUUUCUAUGUGGGGAAUUGGCUACAAAGGUCUGGAGAUACUUCAAUAUGGGGGCAGGACUGAGCAUGAACUGUGUUCAGUUCCCUGGAAUGAACAUUCCAACUAUAUGGCACCAGAUGGUUCAAUUCUUUGAAGGAUAUAAGCCUACUGUCAUUUGUAGAAUUAUUGAAUGGAGGAGACCCGCACCUGGAAUUUACAAGUGCAAUACAGAUGGAGUUGCUAAAGGAAAUCCAGGUCCAAGUUCUGCUGCCUUUUGUAUAAGAAAUGAAAAGGGAGAUCUGGUGUAUGCAGCUGCAAAAACUUUGGCAUAUGGAACAAAUAUUGUGGCUGAGGCUAUUAGAAUGGGACUGAGGCACUGUGUGGUAAAACAACUUUUUCCAGUGAUCAUAGAGACAGAUUCCAUGACCAUGAAGAUGAUUCUAAAUGAUGAAUGGAAGGUUCCUUGGAGAUCAGUUCAGUUUCAUAACUUUCAGGAAUUACAAAGUCAAGCUAAGAGGAUUUUGAAUUUGGAGAAGAGAGGAAUUCCAAACUUGAGAAUAAGAACCAUUCAAGAUAAAGCACCAGAUUGA